UCUCAGCUUCCUUUUUAUAACAAUCAGUUUUUAAUGAAUUUUUUAACUAGUAAAAAUACCUAGAAUUUCAAAAAAUCAAGUUAUACCAGUGAUAAGUACCCUCUAUUACUUAGGGACAUGCAACUCCAGAAGAUUUCACUGUAUUCAUUACAAAAUUUAAGUAAAAUCAACCAGACAUCGCCAGGGAUGAAGACCUUCUUGUCCAACCUUCGCAGCCGUGGCACCAAGUGUUGGGCCCCACUGAUGGCAAAUAAAAUGCAAUUGGCGGAGCAACAUCGUCUGCCCCGUACCUCCCAGAGUAAGAGCUCAAGCCAGCAUCCUACAACCUCAAUGCAAGCUCUCAAGCUCCAUGAUCAGGAGCAACCCAAGUGCAGAUUCAUUCAAUACCGGCGUGCCAAUGAGCAGGUGAAGCGUCUGGGCAUGGUCUCUGAGGAUGGCAGCAAGAUGGUGGAAUUGUCCAACGUCACCUGCGCCUCGCCCAGCAUGCUCGACUUCAUUCGGCAGCGGUACUGCAUGAAGAGUCUCCUGCACAGUGUGCAGUACAUGAAGGCCAAGGAUGUGGAUUCGGAGAGUCCUGAGCUACUGCCGCCUCUUGAGACGCCCGGCAAGAUCAUAGGCGUGGACUGCAAUUACAGGGAUAAUUGCUAUGAGCAACGCAUUCCGAUACCACGGGAACCCGCCUUCUAUGUGAAAUUUGCCUCCUCCAUAAUGGGGGCAUUGGACAUCAUUGCGGCACACACCCCAGGCAAAAGGAUCGACUAUGGCUGCCAGCUGGCCGUGGUCAUGGGGAAGCGAUGCCGUGAGGUGACGCCCAAGGAGGCGCUUAAUAAGGUCUUUGGCUACAUGGUCGUUCAGGAUAUUGUGGCUCGUGACUGGAAUGCCCUGCUCGGUGGUCGGAGCAUUGACAGCUUCCUGCCACUCGGACCCAUCAUCGUUCAUCGGUGUCAUGUCCCUGAUGUGAACAAUCUGUGGAUUAAAACGCUCGUCAAUGGGGAGGAGCGUCAAUCUGGUCACACCAGCAAUAUGAUCUUUAAGGUUGAUGCUCUCAUCCAUCGUUUGUCUCACUAUAUGACCCUGUGUCCAGGUGACAUUAUCCUCACGGGCACACCCGCAGGAUCGGCUGCCCAUUCCGAUUCGUUCCCUUUCCUUCAGCCUGGCGAUUUGGUCGAAACAGAGAUUCAAAAUUUAGGAAAAAUGUGUAAUAAAAUCAUAGAAGAUUGUGAGUCAAAUUAUAAAUAA
Molecule: messenger RNA, 1239 nt
Organism: Drosophila serrata
Lineage: Eukaryota; Metazoa; Arthropoda; Insecta; Diptera; Drosophilidae
Product: oxaloacetate tautomerase FAHD2A, mitochondrial
Molecular function (GO): catalytic activity
Source: RefSeq, a predicted model, not a curated record